This is a messenger RNA of Pogona vitticeps (central bearded dragon), 1824 nucleotides long. The record is from RefSeq and is a predicted model, not a curated record. Lineage: Eukaryota; Metazoa; Chordata; Lepidosauria; Squamata; Agamidae.
AUGGCCGGACAAUGUUCUCCAACCUGGUAUCCUCUGAAUCCUCUGCAGUUCCCACAAUCUCCAGUCAGCAUAGCCAAACACUCCCACAAUAAGUGCAUUACAUUUGAUGCUGAAUUCCGCCGCUUUGCGGUGAAGCGCUCGACCGUGGGUGGCUUCCAAGAAUUCUACCAGCUGAUUCAGAGAGUCCACCAAAUCCCAUGUGUGGAUGUCCUGCUUGGAUAUACAGACAUUCAUGGUGACCUGCUGCCCAUCAAUAAUGAUGACAAUUACCAUAAGGCACUCUCAUCGGCCAAUCCUCUGCUCCGGAUCAUCAUCCAGAAGCGAGCAGAAGCUGACACCAGUGUCUUUGCCUCCAAUUCCCUUCAACGGAAGAAAAAGGGACUCCUGCGCCCGGUGCACCAGCGGGCCAAGCCCCACUUGCUGAUUGGCAUGCCACAGGACUUCCGCCAGAUCUCCUCCAUCAUUGAUGUUGACAUUCUACCAGAGACCCACCGACGUGUGCGGCUCCAUAAGCAUGGGUCAAACAAACCACUGGGCUUCUAUAUCCGGGAUGGAGUCAGCAUGCGUGUGGCCCCUCAUGGUGUUGAGAAGGUGCCUGGCAUCUUCAUCUCCCGUUUGGUCAAGGGGGGUCUCGCAGAGAGCACUGGGCUACUGGCUGUGAAUGAUGAGAUCCUGGAAGUCAAUGGCAUUGAUGUGGCAGGAAAGUCACUGGACCAGGUCACAGACAUGAUGGUGGCGAACAGCCACAAUCUCAUCAUUACUGUCAAGCCAGCCAACCAACGUAACAACGUGAUCCGAAGCAGCAAAGCUUCAGGCAGCUCGGGCGUCUCCACGGACAGCACUCCUAGCCAGCAGACGCCUAGCCCAGCUUCCCAGUACCUGAGCAACUGCAGCGCCGCCGAAGGAGAAAGCGAUGAAGAGGGUGACCUUGUGAUUGAGAGUGAUUUGCCUGCCAGCUGCCCCAAUGGUGGUCUGCUGGAGAGCUUGCAGCACAGCUUGUCUCUUUAUAGCUCUCAGGGCUCCCUGCCCUCCCUGAACAGUCACAGUGGCAAUGGCAGUCCAAUCCGGGGCAGCCGAGCGGGGAGCCUCCGUGAGGAUGGUACAGUCAUCACACUAUAGCCCCCUGGCAUCACCUUCCCCAUUCAGCCCCGAUAUUUGAAUCACAACAUUUCCAAGGUCAGUAUGGCAGCAGCCUUCUUCCUGUGCAGUGGAGCUGAAAUCUGGAGUCUGAUAUGCUACUGAGGCUUGCCAUUCCUGACCCUCACUUGCACAUUGUUUGCAAGCCUAACGGUGCUCUUUGUAGUUCCCUGGAGUAAAGAUGGCAGGCAAGACUGGAGCAACAAGGGUCUAGUAACUUUCCCUGAAGCUUCUGCCAAGAAGAGAUCUUCCUGUCCCUACUGAACUAAACAAUGGGUGUUCUCUUACUUCUGUCUCUGGGAUUUUCCCUCUCCAACUUGUGCUCAUGCAGAAAGGAAAUGUGCCCCUUUCACCAGGCCACGGUCCUGCAUUCACCAACUGUGUUGACUCUCAUGAAGUGUUUGUUUUUAGUUACAUGCAUCACAGAUUAAUAUAUUGCAACAGACUAUUAAAACAUUUUUUAAAGAAAGAAGUAGUGGGGGUUUUGUUUUAAAGAAAUGUGUCCUGUUGUAAUUUUUAAAGGUGUGUUGCAUCUGGGAGAGAAGAUGAGAGACAAAGGGUGAAAUGGGAAGAGUUUAGCUGAGUGAAUAUUAAUCUUAUUUUAGAACUGCAGGACUGGAUAUGGAGACAACCUGAGAAUGGGACAAUCAAACUCAAUUUGCUUUGGUAAGGGAACAUGGUGGAUUA